CAUGCGUGUUGAUAGAUGUCGCAUGCCAGAUCCGAAUCUGACGAAGCGCCGUGGGCAUCUGACGCUGCAUCCAGGCGGCCCGCGGGCGACAAUCCCAAAGACCCAAACCCAGAGCUACGCCGCCGCCCCGCUGAGUCGCUGACCCGCCUCGCCGCUGUCGCCAGCCUCGUGGACUGCUCUCCGCCGCCGCAGCGAGCAGCCAUGGCUACCACCGCUCGCUCUCUCCACCUCCCGACACCUCCUAAACCCGCUAUCCCCUCCCACCACCGCCUCCCUGUCCCCUUCCACUUCCGGCCCCGCCCCCAGCGCCUCGGCCGCCGCCUGGCCGCCUCGUCCUCCGACCUCACCUCGUUCCCCGACCCGGCCCCGACCCCGAACGGCGUCUACGUCCCGUGGGCGGCGGCCCACCCCGCGGCGGCCGCGGCCAUCGACGUGGACGCCGCCACGGAGGCGGAGCUGCGGGAGAAUGGGUUCCGGAGUACGCGCCGCACCAAGCUGGUCUGCACCAUUGGGCCCGCCACCUGCGGCGCCGCCGAGCUCGAGGCGCUCGCCGUCGUCGGCAUGAACGUCGCGCGGGUCAACAUGUGCCACGGCGACCGCGAGUGGCACCGCGGGGUCAUCCGCGCCGUGCGAAGGCUCAACGACGAGAAGGGGUUCGCCGUCGCCGUCAUGAUGGACACCGAGGGGUGCGAGAUCCACAUGGGCGACCUCGGCGGCGCGCCCUCCGCAAAGGCCGAGGAUGGACAAGUUUGGACAUUCAGCGUUAGAUCUUCUGACACAUCACUACCAGAUCGUAUCAUUCAUGUGAAUUACGAUGGAUUUGCUGAAGAUGUUAAAACUGGCGAUGAACUAUUUGUGGACGGUGGAAUGGCCAGGUUUGAGGUGAUUGAAAAGCUAGGGCCAGAUGUGAAGUGUCGUUGCACUGAUCCUGGUUUGGUGCUGCCACGAGCUAAUCUUACUAUAUGGCGUGAUGGCAGUGUAGUGCGAGAGAGGAAUGCUAUGCUACCUACAAUUUCAUCAAAGGACUGGAUUGACAUUGAUUUUGGAAUUGCUGAAGGUGUAGAUUUCAUCGCUGUAUCAUUUGUCAAGUCUGCAGAAGUAAUUAAACAUCUGAAGAGCUACAUUACUGCACGGAGCCGUGGAAGUGACAUAGGGGUCAUUGCAAAGAUUGAGAGCAUUGAUGCUUUGAAGAACUUGGAAGAGAUUAUCCGUGCAUCAGAUGGAGUAAUGGUAGCCCGAGGGGACUUGGGGGCACAGAUCCCCCUGGAACAGGUCCCUUCUGUACAGCAGAAAGUAGUUAGAACGUGCAGACAGCUCAACAAGCCAGUCAUUGUUGCUUCUCAGCUUCUGGAAUCAAUGAUUGAGUAUCCUACACCCACUAGGGCUGAGGUUGCUGAUGUUUCUGAAGCAGUCCGCCAGCGUGCAGAUGCUCUCAUGCUUUCUGGUGAGUCGGCCAUGGGAAGGUAUCCAGAGAAGGCUCUCAGUGUCCUUAGGAGUGUUAGUCUGAGGAUUGAAAAGUGGUGGAGAGAAGAGAAACGCCAUGAGGCAUUGGAGCUUGAAGAUGUCUCGUCUUCCUUCUCUGAUAAGAUAUCAGAGGAAAUAUGCAAUUCGGCAGCGAAAAUGGCCAACAACUUGGGAGUCGAUGCUGUUUUCGUCUACACAAAGGAUGGCCACAUGGCCUCCCUGCUCUCACGAUGCCGCCCCGACUGCCCAAUCUUCGCAUUCACGUCCUCGACUUCUGUCAGGAGACGGCUGAACCUACAGUGGGGUCUCAUCCCGUUCCGGCUCAGUGACUCUGAUGACAUGGAGAGCAACCUCAACCGCACCUUCUCCCUGCUCAAGGCCAGGGGUAUGGUGCAGUCUGGUGACCUGGUGAUUGCGCUUUCCGACAUGCUGCAGUCCAUCCAAGUGAUGAAUGUACCCUAGGAAUUGUAUCCCCGUGUCCUGUCAUUUCCUGUACAAUCAUUAUCCCGACCAAUUUUGAAACUGAGCUGUACUGUAGCAUGGAAGGACACUUUUCUUUUGUGGCUUUGUGCGACUUGAGAGCUUGUUAUAUUGUGUCGAUGUUCAAUGGUGCACACUUGAAUAUACUGCAUUCGCUUGCUACCAAUAAGUUGAAGUUUGUGAGUCUAACAA
Molecule: messenger RNA, 2136 nt
Organism: Panicum virgatum (switchgrass)
Lineage: Eukaryota; Viridiplantae; Streptophyta; Magnoliopsida; Poales; Poaceae
Product: pyruvate kinase isozyme A, chloroplastic-like
Exons: 6
Coding region: 16-1926 (636 amino acids)
Biological process (GO): glycolytic process
Cellular component (GO): chloroplast stroma; cytoplasm
Molecular function (GO): pyruvate kinase activity; magnesium ion binding; potassium ion binding
Source: RefSeq, a predicted model, not a curated record